AUGGCACCCAAGCGCCCCAACGAUCCUUCUUCGGACUCGGUAGCACCCAGGCGUGACUACAAGCGACAACGUCUGCAGCAGCAGCGCACCAUCAAUGUACAACUACAGCGAGCACCCACGUCCACUUCCGCUUCACGCUCGGGGGCGUCGGCUGCUGCUGCUGCCCCUACGGUUCGACCACCACCACGCCCAGCCCGAACGACGGCCGCACCGAGAGCAGGUGGAUCAGCAGCACGCGGUCAGUCGGUGGGACUUGCUCGCGUUGCAAGCACCGUCGCUAAUAUACUGGACCGUCCACUCAGGCAAUGACCAGCUCCCCCCUACGAUCGACGUCGACAAGUUCGCUCAGGUCAGCAGCCGCCUCCUCGCACAUAUCCUCCGCGAUGGGUUUGCCUUGCUGACUCGGACGUUCUGUUCUACUCUAGGCCCGCUCGUUCGAGAUUGAAGCCAUGCGAAGGGCCAUCAAGUCGGCAAAGUCGGUCCACUCGCGGACAAGUUUCUUCGUCCGAGUGGUCGCUCUCGAACUAGACUGACGCGCACGCCUGGCAUCGCACAGGGAAGCGAAUACGCAACGAGCGUUCCAGUCACUACCUCGACACCUGAGACGACGGGCCGCCAGUCACAACAUUCGUCGACUACCGACCCGACUGAGGAAGCGCGCGCUGGCCGAGGUACGGACUCGCUACCAGCGACGACCUGAUGCCGGGCACGUAUCCCAGGAGCUGACCAAAAGGCCACUCCAAAUCACAGGUCCCCAAGGAUGCGGCCAAACCGAAGAAAGUGACACGCAAGAUGCUUGGUCCGAGGCGGCGACUGCGAGGGCGGUCCAAGGCGGCCGCAUUGCUCAAGCGUCAGCGCGGCAAGUUGUGGCUCGAGACCCAUGUCUGGCACGCCAAGAGGACCCACAUGACGACACGAUGGGGCCAUAGAUUGGUGAGAGGAGUAUCUUUAAAGUACGUGAUGUACGGCCAGCGCUCACCAGACACCUGAUCGACAGGCGAUUCGACCGACGGAAAAGGCUUUCCGACCGUCGUACCGCGCCAGUGUCCACGGCGCGCUCGUCCACGACGCCAGCUACCUGCAGUACAUCGAACUCACGGGGCCGCAGGAUCAACUCGAGCACCUCGUGAGGUUGCUGUGCCCCUUGACCCCGGCGGGUCCGGCUUCGAAACGGUGAGAGCGCACGAACGGGCUUGUGCCGCGUGAUGGCCCCUGCCUGCCGUUGCUGACUCGUCAGUCGGGGGUCUCUUGCAGGUUCACCUCUGGAAUUCGCGAAUGCCGUGCCAACGUCUACCCCCCGCGACCUCAUCCAGACUCGUUGGCCCCACCACCGGUCUUGAUCGGACCUGCGUGCUUCAUCUGGGAUGUGGCUCCUCCGGACGCGACCGCGAUGGCCUCUCCCAGCGCCAGCACCUCGAAGGCGCCGAGUCCGGGCCCGCCGUUGCGACGAUUGCUCGUACGCCUCCACCCCACUUUCAACAAGGCUGUCCUGGACGUCAUUCAUACGCACCUCGAGCAGGACCCGGUCACGCUAGCGGGCAUCGCCGCGAGACCGCUCGAGCAAGAGCUGUUGACGUUCGAACUGACAGGCCACCGCUCGACCGAGAUCAUCAAAGCGUGUCUAAAGCCGACGCUCGCGAAUGCGCACAGCAAGCUCGACGCUUGGAAGCGCCUUGAUGACAAGGCCGGACCGGCGGGGGUGCCGACGUCGAUGGUGUUGGGGUUGAGCGUCUACGACCCGAGGUUGAGGUGAGCGACAAUGGCCCGCGGGUGAGCCCCCGCGAGGAGGUAAGCUGAUUAACGAUCCCCUUCCCUACCACGGGCUUUCAGCUUCCCCCCCAAGUUGGCCAAGGCGUCCACCAACCCUUCCAAGCCAAAGAAUGCGAAAGCCACGACGCUGCUGCAGCCGGGGACGGAACUCGCUCAUGUCCACGAUUUUUGGUCACCCAGGGUGAGGGCGGCGUUGAGGAAGCCGCACUACACCAAGCACGACCUCGACCAACGACGCGCCGAGCUGCUCGUCCCCGGCACAUCCUUGACUGCACAAGCGCAAGACGAUCGCAUCCCCGUGCUCCUGGUGCAAUGUUCGCUCGCGGCGGCGCCGAACGCGCCCGAAGCGAUGUACGGCUGGACGCUGAUCGUGCCCGCGGGGUGGGGAAUGGCGUUUUGGACCUCGUUGGUCCACGCUCAAUCGCGCGUCGGAGGGUUGCAACAGGUGCGACAGCAGUCGUUCGAAGCCGGGCUCGCGACAUGGCCGCAGGAUUUCGUCGGGACGCGCGCGUUCGACGAGUACGAACUCGCGCGCGAGGUCGAGGACAAGGGGCAUUGGGAUCGACGACCGCCGGCGAAGCGGCCGAGCUGGGCCAAAUUGGGGACCGAGGCACCUUGGCGGGCCGAAGUGGGCCAGAUCGUGGAGCGGCGGUGGAAGGGACAGCGGGUCGCGGCGGGAGCGCGUCCGGGGCGGAGCCAGAAGAAGUCGCUGUGGUUGGUCGAAGCGGCGAUCGCACGCGGGGUCGAGCAUGUCUUGAUGGAGCGCGAACGAACCGAGGGCAGAACUAAGACGACUACCAAGCAGGCGAAAGGGAAAGGAAAAGAACCAUCGAGCGUGACUACGACCAAGCCCACGGGCGCUUCAGCCCUCGUCGACGAAUACGUCAAGCGGCUCGUCAAAGAGUACGACUCGGCGAGUGCGACCAAGGAGGCGGAGCUGCUGCUCGAAACAGCGCUCGUGCAGUGUCGCGUCACCCCUCUCGGUCGAGGAGCCCCGGAAGAACUGGGGCUCGUCUAUUCGCUGGACCAAGAACGUCGGGACAAGGUCGCUAACGGGCUCGAGCGGAAGCAGGCCUCCGGUGGUGGUGAUGAGAGUGAUGACGGCGAAGACAAGGAGGAGGAGGAGGACGCGGCACUCGUGCGUCAACCGGUUGGAGAGGCGCCUUGUUGCCUGCACUAAUCCAACAGUUCUCUUGGGUGCAGUUGUGCGAGGUCCCGAGCAAGGCGGACGUGAUGGGCCGCAUCACCUCGGGUGGGUUCUCGCUCGCUCGAGGGCGAGGCCACGCCAUCGCCGUUGUGCCCCUGUUUCUGUACCUUGACCUGAUCAAGAGGGAUGCCAAGUGAGUUUGGCGCUUAAAACAGGUACGUGAGAAUGUCCUCGAGGAACUGAUUGCUUUGCCCUACUUUCCCAGCACCUCGGGUCGACGUCGCCGCAUGGUGGUCGUGCGCAAUCGGGACGGAGAGGUUUACAGGCCGUGCUCGUUGACCCUCUUGUAA
This is a messenger RNA of Microbotryum saponariae, 3267 nucleotides long. NCBI's taxonomy places the organism in Eukaryota, Fungi, Basidiomycota, Microbotryomycetes, Microbotryales, Microbotryaceae. The record is from the annotation of a GenBank genome assembly.